Messenger RNA from Botrytis fragariae, 2028 nucleotides. RefSeq lists its product as uncharacterized. The coding region runs from base 1 to 2028 and encodes 675 amino acids. NCBI's taxonomy places the organism in Eukaryota, Fungi, Ascomycota, Leotiomycetes, Helotiales, Sclerotiniaceae. The record is from RefSeq and is a predicted model, not a curated record. The transcript is spliced from 3 exons.
AUGGUAGGUGUGAAAACAUGGACUGAAGACGGGAUUUGGUUUGUUCUCCUGGCAUCCAAAAUCCCCUCACCGCCUUCCGCCCAAAAAAGCAAACCAGGCAGGUUCUUUACGGAUGAAGCAAUAGGACUUCUCUGCAAGAAGAAUGUUAAGGACUUGCGUCAUACACCUAAUGCGGCGAGCGUUAGAUAUGCUCGUACUCAGAAACCGGAGGCACAACCCUCUUCAGAAGUUCUAGAAAUCAUUGAGCGACUACGCAGUUCAGUUUCUCGAGCUCAAGAUAGCACAAGUGGAAACAUACUUGAGAAUCCGCGGAAUGACACUAUAGCCCCCCAAAGACGAUGUUCCCCAGGGAGCUCUAGUAAUACUAGUUCGAACGUGAUGUCACCAAUGCCAAUGGGGAGUCCUCUCACUCAGCCACAACCUAGAAGAAGCGGUAAUUGGAACAGGAGUGAAGCUGGUCAAUUUACUCCCAAUAGAUCUCACACCAUGAGCAUGAGUGCAAAUGGACCAUUCGCUAAAUCAUAUGGACGAGAGCAUGAAAAUACUGUUCUGCUAGCUAAUAUCAACCAACAACAACAACAUGGAAGUAGCUCACUUGGAACUGGAAGUCAUCAACAACAACCUAAACAGGUACACCCCGUAACGACUAGAUCGAAUCCAUUGUGGUAUCCUGGUGUAGAGGUUUCAUCUUCAACGAGACAACCAAUGGGCAACAGUCAGGGAAUGAAUGCUUACAUGCAUAAUGGCGGUGGGAUUCCAGGGUAUUCCCAGCACGCACUAUCGGGUACUAUGUAUCAAUUUUAUGGGAAUCAAAUGGGUCCAGACACGCACCAAAUUCAGUCUUACGGCCAUGUAACGCCUAUAGAUUCGCCAUACGCAACAAAUUACGGGAAAUAUGCACAAGGCUUACCAGGUCUAGGUAUAAAUGGAAUGCAAAUGCCAACAGGCCCUUUUGAUGUUGGAAACUCUUCUUACCCAUAUGAUACGCCUUCGUAUGGCCAGUUCGAUGCAUGCAUAGUACCACAAAUUAGAGAAUUUGAUGGGGAAACGGUUUCACAAAAUGGAUUGCCAUAUACAAAUCAGUACUCUCAACAACAACAAUACAGUAUCGAAUAUCCCUUCCCACCAUCAAACAUCGAUUUGGACGGUAUGGAAGUUAUGCCUCAAAGACCUCAUGGUCUCUCACAAGCCACAAUGAAUGAUUCCAACUUCGCCAACAUUCCAGCCCUUAGUCUUGCACAAUCCAUAUUCAGCAGUCCUAGUGAUACUAGUGGCUCAAGUAAUGGUUUCAUUGAGCUUCUUGACAACCAAUCUAAGUCAGACGACCUUGAAACACAAGGAGGCCUUACCCAUCAAGUUAGAAUCAUGUCUCAAGAGUCACAACUAUCUGACAGCGCAGAAAAGGGCAAGAAAAGAAGUAUUGACGAGGCCGAGAUAUUCGAUAUCAAUUCUGAUGAAAGCUGUGAGAGGCACAAGAAAAAGCACAAUAGCGAGGAUAGCGAUUGCUCUAGGCAACCAAAGUCUAAUGACCAAAAUGCAAAACAUGAUCAGGGAUUGUCUGAACAACAACCAGACAAUACUCAAGAGCUUUUUAUUGCUGCUUCAAGUGGUAGUCCGAUUGACUCCUCUGCUAUUGCUCUCGACAUCACUUCAGAUGCUGUUGUAGUUGCUGAGACUGACUCAGCUACACACAUUUCAGAUGAAGCUGAAUUGUCUCCCAUUUCUACGAACUUGGCCGUCGAUUCGGAUUGUUCAACAAGCACCAAAAUCGACGACUCACCCCAUGGAAUGCCAAAUUUGAAGUCGCAUGAAAUUUUCCACGAGUCAGUUGAGAUAUUUCCUCAUCAAGAAGAUGGAACUACGGCCAGAAACUGCAAUGGCACAGAGGAUGAUUCUCUCAGCGAGGAAGAUUUCCUAGGCCUUUCGGAUCAUUUUGAUGAUAUAUACUACGAGCUGAGCACGAGUUUUCACGAGAUGUCAGAUGAUGUUAUUCAAGCGGACCAUGUCUAUUUGAUUGGUCAGAUGUGA